AUGGCCACCCAACAAUUCCCCGACACCGAAUUUCCAUACUCACUAACCAUAUCCCUCCCACUCCCAACGCAUCGUCUGGCAUCCUCUGCCCUCCAGACCCUCGAAGUCGACUCCGAGCUCUCACCACAUGUGCGACGCACCUUUACCCUGACGGCCCCCGCCUCCGAAACCCCCAGCGAGCCGCAAGAGAAGAAGCAGAAGCAGGAUCCGGACGAGUCGAAGACCGUUCUGCAGACUACCUAUCGUGCGACCACGAACCGUAUGCUUCGAGUCGCGGUGAACGGAUUCAUGGAAAGCCUGGGCGUGGUCCUAGGCGUGAUGGCAGAGCUUGAUGUGGACGUUCUCAAGGCGGAGAUUGAGGGAUGA
Molecule: messenger RNA, 366 nt
Organism: Penicillium brasilianum
Lineage: Eukaryota; Fungi; Ascomycota; Eurotiomycetes; Eurotiales; Aspergillaceae
Source: the annotation of a GenBank genome assembly